This is a messenger RNA of Puma concolor (puma), 3390 nucleotides long. RefSeq names its product HPS5 biogenesis of lysosomal organelles complex 2 subunit 2 (gene HPS5). Gene Ontology annotation, molecular function: protein binding. Gene Ontology annotation, cellular component: cytoplasm. NCBI's taxonomy places the organism in Eukaryota, Metazoa, Chordata, Mammalia, Carnivora, Felidae. Gene Ontology annotation, biological process: developmental pigmentation. The record is from RefSeq and is a predicted model, not a curated record.
AUGACUUUUGUGCCAGUGAUACCGGAGUCCUACAGCCAUGUACUGGCAGAAUUUGAGUCUCUGGAUCCAUUACUUUCAGCCCUGAGGCUGGACUCCAGUCGUCUAAAGUGCACGAGCAUAGCUGUGUCUCGGAAAUGGCUGGCUUUGGGCAGUUCGGGAGGAGGACUCAAUCUCAUUCAGAAGGAAGGCUGGAAGCACAGGCUUUUUCUUUCACACAGGGAAGGUGCAAUUUCUCAGGUUGCCUGUUGUUUACAUGAUGAUGAUUAUGUUGCUGUAGCUACCAGUCAAGGUCUCGUAGUUAUUUGGGAAUUAAAUCAGGAGCGUCGUGGGAAACCAGAACGAAUUUAUGUGUCUUCAGAACACAAAGGCCGAAAAGUUACAGCUCUCUGUUGGGAUACAGCUAUUCUUAGAGUUUUUGUAGGUGAUCAUUUGGGGAAAGUUUCUGCCAUCAAACUCAACACUUCUAAACAAGUAAAGGCAGCUGCUGCUUUUGUGAUGUUUCCUGUUCAGACAAUAACAACAGUUGACUCCUGUGUUGUCCAGUUAGAUUAUUUGGAUGGAAGACUACUUAUAUCCUCACUUACUCGAUCCUUCUUGUGUGACACUGAGAGAGAAAAAUUUUGGAAAAUCGGAAGCAAGGAAAGAGAUGGAGAAUAUGGAGCUUGUUUCUUCCCUGGAAGAUAUUCUGCAGGCCAGCAACCCCUAAUAUAUUGUGCUCGCCCUGGCUCUAGGAUGUGGGAAGUGAACUUUGAUGGGGAAGUUAUAAGCACACAUCAGUUUAAGAAACUCCUCUCGUCACCACCUCUCCCUGUGAUUACUCUAAGAUCUGAACCUCAGUAUGAUCAUACAGUUGGAUCUUCCCAGUCUUUGUCUUUCCCCAAACUCUUGCACCUUAGUGAGCACUGUGUGGUGACGUGGACAGAAAGAGGAAUUUAUAUUUUCAUUCCUCAGAAUGUUCAAGUUCUUCUUUGGAGUGAAAUCAAAGAUAUUCAGGAUGUGGCCGUCUACAAGAAUGAGCUGUUCUGUUUGCACCUGAAUGGGAAAGUCUCACAUCUUUCUCUGUUAUCUGUGGAACGCUGUGUGGAGCGCCUGCUGAGGAGAGGCCUGUGGAACCUGGCGGCUUGCACCUGCUGUCUUUUCCAAAACUCUAUCAUUGCCAGCAGAGGAAGAAAAUCUUUGACUGUGGAUAAGUUGGAGCAUUUGAAAUCUCAGCUGGACCUCACAACCUAUAGUGAUCUGAUUUCUCAACUGGAAGAAUUGAUCUUAAAAUUCGAACCUUUGGAUUCAGCUUGCAGCAGUAGAAGAAGUUCCAUUUCAUCACAUGAAAGUUUCAGCAUCUUGGACUCCGGUAUUUAUCGUAUCAUUAGUAGUAGAAGAAGCAGUCAGUCAGAUGAAGACUCUUGUUCUCUUCACAGCCAAACUCUCUCAGAAGAUGAGAGACUCAAAGAAUUCACCUCACAUCAAGAAGAGGACCAACCGGAUCAGAGUUGGAGCUCACACGGGAAUGAAGACAGUGUUUCUCAUGUUCCCGUGACGUUUGAGACAGAUAAGAAUGAAACAUUCCUUCCCUUCAGCAUUCCAUUACCAUUUCGUUCUCCUUCUCCUCUUGUGUCUCUUCAGGCGGUCAAGGAAAGUGUCUCUAGCUUUGUACGUAAAACUACUGAGAAGAUUGGCACCCUUCAUACAGGCCCUGAUUUGAAAAUAAGACCAGAACCCAGGGGUGAUGAGCAGUUAUGUGAAGAGGAUAUGAGUCCAGUCACUUGCCCAAAAGAAGAAGACACUGAGGAGAAAAAAGAAGUAAUUAGUCAACCUCCAGAAGAGGACAAGUUCCAAGACCUCAAAGUAGCAACAGCAGAAGCAAUGACCAAGCUACAGGACCCACUGGUUUUGUUUGAACCCAAGUCUCUGAGAAUGGUUUUACAGGAGUGGCUUUCGCAGUUAGAAAAAACAUUUGCCAUGAAGGACUUUUCAGGCAUUUCAGAUACUGGUAACUCAUCCAUGGCUUCAAACCAGGAUGUGCUAUUGUUUGAUGAGUCAAAAAAGGGAGUAUUAGAUGAAGAUAAUGAAAAAGAAAAAAGAGACUCUUUAGGCAAUGAAGAAACUGUUGAUCAAAGAACAUGUGAAUCUACAAGUAGUCUGAGGGAGCCCUUGGAUGACCUUUUCCAAGUGUGUUCUCCAUGCAGCAUAGCUAACAGUCUUCAGAAGGAUCUGGCUGAAUUGGCAACGUUGUGUUUGGAAUUGAAUGUAUUGAAUUCUGAGACCAAAAGCACAAGUGGACAUGUGGACCACACUUUGCAACAGUACUCUCCUGAAAUUCUGGCUUGUCAGUUCAUAAAGAAGUACUUUUUUGUCCUGGACUUGAAAAGAGCAAAGGAGAGUAUCAAGCUUAGUUACGCUAAAAGUCCUUGUGUUUGGGAUACUUUUAUUGAAGGAUUGAAAGAAAUGGCAAGUUCCAGUCCUGCGUAUAUGGAGAUAAAGGAAGGAGACCUACCAACAAGAUUAAAGUUAGUGAAUGACUCAGUCCCCUUUGACAGUCCUUUGUUGAUUGCUUAUGCCGCCAGAUUGUAUGAAACAUUUGGAGAAUCUGCUCUUCGGUCCUUAAUCAGGUUUUACCCAUCUAUUUUGCCUUCGGAUGUCAUGCAACUUUGUCAUCAUCAUCCUGCUCAGUUUUUGGCCUAUUUAGACAGUCUGGUGAAAUCAAGGCCUGAAGAUCAACGGCCAUCUUUCCUCGAGUCCCUUCUACAACCAGAAUCUUUAAGAUUGGAUUGGCUGCUUUUAGCAGUGACCCACGAUGCUCCCCCAAGCACAAGCACUAUGGAUGAUGAAGGAAACCCCAGGCCCCAUUCACACUUGCUUUCCUGGGGUUACAAUCAGCUGCUGCUCCAUCUCAUUAAACUCCCUGCAGAUUUUACAACCAAAGAGAAAAUGGCUGACAUCUGUAGGUCUCAUGGUUUCUGGCCUGGGUAUCUUACUCUUUGUUUGGAGCUGGAGAGAAGAAGAGAGGCCUUCACCAACAUUGUGUGUCUAAACGAUAUGAGCCUGAUGGAAGGGGACAAUGGUUGGAUCCCAGAGACUGUGGAGGAAUGGAAGCUUCUCCUACAUCUCGUACAGAACGAGAGUACAAAGCCAGCCCCCCAGAAGUCACAGAAUGGGAACUUCAGUGAUGGGCCUUCCCCCAUCAAUGUGGAAAAUGUGGCACUUCUGUUAGCUAAGGCCAUGGGCCCAGAUCAGGCCUGGUCAUUGCUACAGGAAUGUGGUUUGACCCUUGAGCUGUCACAGAGGUUUACUAGAACCUGCGAUAUCCUAAGGAUUGCGGAGAAAAGACAGAGAGCCUUGAUACAAAGCAUGCUUGAAAAAUGUGAUCGGUUUCUCUGGUCUCAGCAGGCCUAG